Lachancea fermentati is the source of this 4686-nucleotide messenger RNA. The record is from the annotation of a GenBank genome assembly. NCBI's taxonomy places the organism in Eukaryota, Fungi, Ascomycota, Saccharomycetes, Saccharomycetales, Saccharomycetaceae.
AUGUCAAGUGAUGGACCCAAGUUUAAGGGUCUGAGAUCAGGAAAUAGAUUACUCAAUGACUCAAGUAAUAAUUUGAGGGCUAAAAACAGCACUGGAAGCGUUAGCCUGACCCUAUCAAGCACUAACACCAGCGGAGAUGCUAAUGAUAACAUGAAAAUCGAGAAUAACACACUUAUUAUUGGUGGGCCCAACAACUUCAGGCGCUUGAGAAAGCCCCAAUUAGGGGCUCUCAACAACAAAUCUCAUUUGAGAGGGCAAUCAACACAGCCGAAAAGUUCUGACGGAUAUUCGACGAAAGAUGAUCAUGGAGAUGGAAAUGGAAAGGAGGCGUUUAUGGGCAAUUACGACACUCAGACUAACGGACAGAAAUCAAAACUCAAGAGAAGGUCUUACAAAUUGGAAUUGGGAUUUCAUGAGGCUAGAUUUUCUGAAGAGCUGGUUAUGCUCGACACUUCUCAGGUCCCUGGAUCUCAAGAAGGAGACCUGGUAGAGCUUAAAACAUAUCGCGGCGCUCCUGGUAAUAAAGGAAAGAAAAUAUACUUUAUAGUGAAACCCUUUGACCGCGACUUCAAGUCGAGGUAUAAGAAUGCACAGGUCUCGAUUUUGUCUGGUCAGCUACAACAAUUAUUGGAUUUACCAACACGAUCCAAAGUGUGGAUCAAAAUCAAAAGUAAAAAGCAGUAUGAGGCCGACCUGAUUGAAUUGAAUGUCAAAGAUUGUCUUGUUAAUAGGGGAGACAUGUGGGUUUUCUCUUCGCAGCUGGUCAAUACAUGUGUGUUCAGUGACCAAAAAAUAGUUUUCCUAGAAACUGUGAGGGCUACAGUUAAAGGAAUUUAUCGCGAUGGUAAGAAACUUUUAUCAGGUUACAUUGGUGAAAAUACCAGAAUCAUAUUUCGGUCUGAGUCUGCUAGGCUAAUUUUCCUAAUACAAAUAACCGACGAAAUGUGGCAUUUUGAGGAAAAUGGCGAAAUUAUGUUCCAUAAGGUUGUUAAUUCUUUGUUUCCCAAAAUUUUCAAAAAAUGGAAAGCAAUUGGUACCCAUCAUGUUAUUACAAUUGUCUUCUCUACUAGUAUAGAUCUAUCAGACGUUCCUUUCCGAGAUAUCGCGGAUGGCGAACGACUAAGCAACACAAAAGAUUAUUACCGCAUAGUUGUUGAUCAGGUGAACAUCGUCCAUUGGAGUGAAAUUAUGAAAACUCUUCGCAGGGAAUUUAUGAAUAUCGCAAAGGAUCUGAAGAAUGUCAAAACAGAAGAUGGUAAUAGUAUCAUAAGAGGUCGUUUCUGCCCGGUCAUAAAAUCGAACGUUUUAGAAAGUGUUUGCUUUGCAGCUACAUUGAUAACCAAUCCUUUCAGACAGCCGGAUCUUCGACGUACCACUACUCAUGUUAUACUAAUUAGCCCAGGAUCGGGUCUUUAUGAUGUUCAAUAUGACCUUUUAAAAGAAACGAGCCGAAAAUUAUUAUCAAUCGAAAUGACCAUUGAUAUUAUCUGCUUAACCAGGGCUCCCUUACACAUAGUCCCUUUACUAAGAUACAGAGAUUAUGACAAUAGGUUGAGAUAUUGUGCUCCUACAUGGCUCAGUAUUUCUUUCUGGAAUGAUUCUUCAAAGGCUCAACAUGAAUGGCAUCCCAGAUGCAAAAUGCAUGAUUUACAAAUGAUGGGAUUGACCGAAACAGAAAUGAAGGGCGAAAUAGCUAUCGAUCAUAUGACUGUACCUUCAGAUGUGAAGUCGAUCACCGAAUUCAUGAGUAAAUAUGAUCAUUGCACUUUCACCGAUCAAAGGAUCCUACGCAAUAGGGACGACAGAUCAUCCAUAUCCUCGGACUUCAUUAAAAGUAAAGAGAGAACUGCUAAGGAUAGUAGGGAAAAAGGCAAAAAGAAAAAUUCUUUAUCAUGGAAAACACCGAAAUCAGCUUCUCCAAUGGUACAAACAUCUGAUAUAUCCCAAGUUUUUGGAGAUUUAUCGAACCAGGGAACAGUGGCUACUGUAUUUCAUCAAACUACUCAAAAGAGACAUCGGGGGAAACUGUCGUCAGAGGGGAGCAAGUCUCUUGCCGUUGAUACCUUGAGGAGCGUCACAAAGGGGCGCUCUGUUUCCAAUUUCACCCAAAGGAUUGUGUCAAAAAUUAUUCCCGAUAUCGAUCUCAAAACGAAGAGAAGCGUUGAUAGCCUGCCUACAAGCGUCAGUAAAGAGCAUGAGAUGACUCAAAAUAUCAACGACUCCUACCCGAAUUCUAUAGUAGCAUCAAAAAGUAUCCCGGUGCUAAAACAAAAUCUGUCAUCUUUUGGGGGCCCGAAGCUGCCUUUCGAAAUGUCACGUUCUCAACCAUCUUCAGUGUAUGGCUCCCCGAGACUUUCCUUGUCGAUGGAGAAGAAACCAAUUUUACCAGAUUUAAGUGAACGUUCGGCACGCAUGAGAUCAGAUCAUACAUUUCAUCAUAGUUGGAUUGAAAUAAAUAAUCCAUCGACACCAGUGAGCGCCGAGAAGGCAGGUCUACUGAUACCUGCCCGUUGGAAAGAUGUUUUCCCAAAAUUCGUCAUGAAAAAGUAUAGUAAGUGGAGGUCACUAACAAUGCCCGCAGAUCUGCCAGUAACUUUCUCGACGUUUCCGACUAAGCACGACUUUGACAGCAACUUCAGCUUUACUAACCACUCCGUCGUCUUAAAUCUUGAUCAAGAAUUGAACAAUCAAACAACUUUUGAUUUGCUGAGAGAUAUGAUAUAUGUCCGCCUUCUAGCUGGAUUUCAAAUAUGCCUUGGUGAAAAUGUCAAUAGAAUUGAAGCUUCCAAAACCAAGGAAAAGGGCAACCUUAAUAUUGCGAAAUAUUUGUCGAAAGACAAUUUCAUGAGCGCAAAAAUAUACUUGAUGAUCGACAACGAAAUUCACAGAUUAGGCUGCAGUUACGAUGGUACCAUUGAAGUCCAAAGACAUAUUCGAAAAGCUGAAGGAAAUAUAUCAGAUUCAAUAGCAAGCUAUAAUCCGCAAAUAAAAACGAGAUAUGAAACGGAAUACCGGGAAACCAUGAUGGAUCCAUUAAGGCGCAACAGAGAGUCAUGCAACUGGAAUCAGCUCGAUCAAGUUCUUGCCGGCUAUGGCGAUUCAAUUAUUGAGCAAAAUAAGAAGCAAUUCAGGUCGAAAUUCGUAAUCUUGCCUGCUCAAGUUCCUCCAAAUACAUUUUCGUCAACUAUUAAUGGUCGCAAAGAAACAUUAAGUGCCGAGGAAAUUAGACUGGAAGGAUUAAGGCGUGUUAUAUCCUCUAUUUUCAGGGCAAGAAUAAUGACAGAUAGAGAAAAGAGCGAUCGCAAAUCUUCCAAAGACGAAAUUUUCCCUGAGGUUCUUUUCUAUACCGGCUCGCUAUUUGAUUUCAUCGACGAACAAAUGGAAAUAUUGAAGACUUCUGGAACAACUACUAAGGAUUCAAUUUUUAUUGAUGAAGGAGAUAGAUUAAACAAAGAUUCUGACCUUUCUAAGUUAGCUUAUGAAAUGCAGUGUAGUAAGGCUCCUUUGAAACUAGUGAAUAGAAAAUGGCACUGGAAGAGACAUGAAAACUGUUUUAUUGGUUUAGAGAUGGUGAAUUGGAUAAUUGAACAUUAUUCAGACAUUGACACGCGCGAAGAAGCAGUUCUUUAUGGCCAAAAUCUAAUGAACAAAGGACUCUUUGUUCAUGUUGAGAAUAGGCACGGAUUCUUAGAUGGACAUUACUUUUAUCAGAUUUCUCCUACAUAUGUUUAUGAGUCCAAGUCUCAGGAAAAGUCAAAGGUGGACUCAAAAAGCUUCACCGAGAACAAGUCUAGUAAGCGAGGCCGCUCUGCAAGCAAUAGAUCAGACUCUGCAAGUUCUGCCUUGCAUUCUUCUGUUUCGAAGCAAAAUAGCGCUGCGGCAUCAAAAAGAGAUGACAGGGAGGAAGUCAGCAAGACAACGGUUCUCUUAAGCAAUGUUUUAACAAUAAAUGUUGAUCCAACUGGGAAGUCAUAUAAGUCUGAGACAUGUAGAGUGCAUUAUGAUCGAGUUCACAAUCCCGAUCAUUGCUUCCACAUCAGACUGGAAUGGCUUACUGCUACUCCUAAACUAAUCGACGAUUUGAUAAAUAAUUGGGCAAGACUUUGUGAGCGAUACGGAUUAAAAUUGGUAGAGGUUCCUUGGGAUGAAUUGUGUACCAUACCUCUCACUAACCCUUUUCAUUCUUUUGUGGAUAUCACUUUGGCAAUAAACCCCUGGGACGAUUUGGAGUUCGAAAACAGCCAAAUAAUGUUACAAAACAAGUACUAUUAUCACAGGUAUCUGUUAGAAAAGUCAGGGUUUUUGGUUGACAACCGUGCUUCAAAAUUUUUGCGGAGCGAUACUGAAUAUGAAAUUAUGUAUUCGUGGGGAAGACCAAAGUUUAAAUUCAUCCAGUAUGUUCACUGCACUGGUGCAUAUAUCGCUGAAAUCAGAGAAAAUGGCAAUCUCUUUCUGGCUCCAAACAACAAUCAUCUCUCCAGGGUCAACAUUGGUAACAUCACCGGCAAAAGGCAUAAUUCUCCGAAGUUCUUUCUAGACUCACAGAAAGUUAUGUUAGAUUUCAGGGAAACCUGCCUCAAUUAUGACAAACUCAGAAUCAUAUUCUUGGAGGCGAAAGAAAGAUGGCUAGAACACAAUACAGAUGACGACUUCACAGGCUUAAGGCCAUUACAUUCCAAGACAUGA